Nyctereutes procyonoides (raccoon dog) is the source of this 1887-nucleotide messenger RNA. Its product is annotated as basic proline-rich protein-like. The record is from RefSeq and is a predicted model, not a curated record. The transcript is spliced from 3 exons. NCBI's taxonomy places the organism in Eukaryota, Metazoa, Chordata, Mammalia, Carnivora, Canidae. The coding region runs from base 1 to 1887 and encodes 628 amino acids.
AUGCCGCCGCCAUGGGGCUCGAGCUCACAACCCGCGGCCAGGAGCCUCCUGCACCUGCCCACUGGCCUCUACAUCAGAGGAAACCCUUCCUGCGGUCUGGCCUGCGGCACAACUGCCCCAGAGGCCCCUCCUGAACCCCCCGCAGCCCGGCGCGGACCCCCAGUCACGGCUUCCUCUGGGGCCACACGUGCAGGCGGGAGCCCCGAGGCUCCAGGUCUCCACAGAAACUACUUCCCAAUGGAAGGAAGAAGGGGCUGCCCAGAGGCUGGAAAGCUUCCCGUGGGAGCAGGCCAGGGCUACUCCGGCCACAGGUGUGCGCGGCCACCUCGUGCCACCGUCGUCAGCGGGGCUGCGAGCGUUGAGGGGCCCUGCUCACCUCCGGCCCGAGUGAGUGCCACCGUCACCCUGUCCCCAGGCAUGCCCGGCCCAGCUUGGUCCCCGUGCUCGGGGCUGGCCACCUGUCCGUCCUGCUCCUGCGGCACCCGGUACUUCAAGAGCUCAGGGACGCGUCAGACCGCGUUAGGCUUUGGUGGAGCAGCGCGACGCCCGCAGGCCUGGGGGAGGGCCGGGGAGACCUCCUAUGUGUUCACCUGGGGACUCACGCUGCCGGUCGCGCUGCCGGUCGCGCUGCCGCCGCCGGGCCGCCCGGAGGUCCUCGCUCCUCGCCCCCUGCGGAUGUUUAGGGCCCGCGCGCCGGGCGGCCUGGGCGAACAAGGGCCUGGACCUCGGCGCACGGGGCACAGCCCGCCCCCCGCCGCUGCCCCCGCCCGGCGACCGCUCCCUCCGGCCGUGCCUUUGUUUCCCUCCCGCAAUUACGUGUACGGAAGUGCCGCCCGAGCCGGGCGCCCGGGGUGCCAGCUGCAGCCUCCCCGGCGCCCCGAGAAGAGGACGAGCAACUCGGAGGCCGCUGGGGUGGGGGGAGCGGGGACGCGCACACCUGCCCACGCAGGGACCCGCGCUGCCGAUCCCCGCCAAACGCAGGUGCGCGCCGCCGAGGCUCCUACCCAGCCUGCCUGCAGGUGCGCGCCGCCGCGGCCUCCUCCCCCCAGCCCGCAGGUGCGCGCCGCCGAGGCCCCCUCCCCGCCCGCAGGUGCGCGCCGCCGCGGCCUCCUCCCCACCCGCGGAUGCAGUCCGCCGAGAUGCCCUCCCCGCUCGCAGGUGCAGGCCGCGGAGGCCUCCUCCCCGCCCGCAGGUGCGCGCCGCCGAGCCCCCCUCCCCCGCCCGCAGAUACGCGCCGCCGAUCCCCCUCCCCCCGCCCGCAGGUGCGCGCCGCCGAGCCCCUUCCCCCGCCCGCAGGUGCGCGCCGCCGCAGGGAGCACCCCGCCCGCCGAGGCCCCCUCCCCGCGCGGCCCGGCUCACCUGCUGCGGGCGGCGCCGGCGCUCAGCUGCGCGGGGUGCGGGGCGCCUUCUGCCCCUGGCGCGGGGCAGCGCGCAUCAUCUCGGGCUCGGCGCGGCUGCGGCGGGCAGGGCGGUGCCGACUGGGCAACCCGCGGCGGCCGUCUCCCCUCUGUCUACGCGGCCCGGUGCCUCUGCCGCCCGCCGCCGGCUGCGCCCGUGUCGGGACCGAGCGCCGAGGAUCCGCCGCCAGGUACAGCGCUCCGCCUCCUGCGGCGGCGGAUGCGUCGGGGCCUCUCCUCCCGGCCUCCCGCCCGCCCCGGGGCCCCCGGGGCCUGCCCCACGGGGACGCGCGGAGGAGCGGAAAGCGCCCGGCGCCCUCCCCAAGCUGGCGGCGCGGGCCCGGCUCCCGGGGAGGGAGGCGCGUGGGGGGGCGCCCGCUCGCGGGUCGUCUGCGUCCCCCGCCCCCGUCACCCCGCCCGGCGCGGUACCUCGGGGCCGCCUGCGCAGACGCGGCCGACCGUGCUCACCGGCUGCAGCGGCGGAGGGUAG